AUGAGGCGGCGGUGUUUUUGGCAGUGCAUUGACGGAGCUCUGACACUACUGCUUGAUUGAAUGAGUUUAUAGCGAGUGCAUGCGGUGCCACUGUAACGCGAACUAACAGCAGAAACACGCGGAGGGGACACGACUUGACGUGUGAACGCCAGAGACGGUUAACACGUAGUUGAAAUAGCCAAAGCGAUUUGCUGCCAUAAGCUAGCACCUCGUCGAGCUAGCCAGUAGGUAAGGUUAGCCUGGUAGCUAAUGCUAGCUGUAACCAGUAUAUUUAGCUAAUUAGUAUUGGCAACAUAAUUCGCGUGGUCUUUGCGUGUCCUAUGAGCGCACGUCGCUAGCCGUGUGAACCAAAAAUGUCCACAAAUUCGCUGGAUAAAGAGCUACAGGAGCAGCUGAGAGAGGCGUCUGCCAUCGGGGAUAUCGAUGAAGUGCGGGCGUUAGUGGAGAGUGGGGUUAAUGUCAACUCACAAAACGAAAUCAACGGAUGGACAUGCUUACACUGGGCAUGCAAGAGGAAUCACAAGCACAUAGUGUCCUACUUACUCAGUUGUGGAGCGGACAAAGACAUCCUCACAGCUAAGGAUGAGUUAGCGUCACAACUGACAUCCAAGCCGGAGAUCAAAAGACUGUUAGGAGUUGAGGUGGAGGAAGUGCCUGAAGUGAAGGAGCCCGAGUUGCCAAUCAUCCCCAACUACCUGUCUAACCCGCCCUUUAUGUAUUCCAAGAUGGACAAGAAGUCAGAGGUGGUUCACCUUACACAAAACGGUUCUGGAGAGCACGCUGAAGACACGCAGAGUGAUUCGGCAUCUCUUUCACCAACACACGAGCCUCCUCGGAAACUCGUCUUCGAUGCCUCCGCUCCUUCCUCAAAUCCCACCAUCAACCACAGCCAAGCCCAGACUGGGGAGUUCAUCCCUGUGAACGAGCAGAACGGUGUCUCACCCAGCACGGCUGCUUCCCACAGUCACACUGUCGUUAACUGCACGGUGCCCAUGGACCUAUCAGUCGAGCCUCACCUUGUCAACCACGCCGACUACCCGCACACAGUGGUGCACAACGGCACCGUGUGUUCGCCUCCACUGGCCUCACCCAGUCCCAGCUUGGCUAGCAACGGCGGGAGCCAGGUCCAAGCCCCAGUGGCCAGCACAAACCCGACUGUGAGCAGACAGCAGUCUAUCCCACAGCAACUGAGUUACGGCCAGGCUGGUGGUGCCAUGCCAGCCUUCCAGCCUUUCUUUUUCACCAGCACCUUCCCUGUCAAUGUACAAGAGUUGGUACUGAAGGUGCGUAUCCAGAACCCCAAUGCGCGGGAGAACGACUUCAUUGAGGUGGAGCUGGACCGCCAGGAGCUCACCUAUCGUUCCCUUCUACGAGUCUGUUGCCGUGAGUUGGAUAUCAGCGCCGAGCACGUGGAGAAGAUCCGCAAGCUGCCCAACACCAUGCUGAGAAAGGACAAGGAUGUGGCUCGGUUGCAGGACUUUCAGGAGCUGGAGGUCGUGUUGGAGAAAGCAGAAGGCCUGUCCCUCUUCUCUGGGUCUGGGGGCCUAACAGACAGACCCUGCUACAACAUGAAGGCCUCCCGACUCACCUACUAGAGCUCCCAAAAAGCUGGAAGUCCCCCUGCUUACAAUGGGCUUCUGUAGCUACCCUCAAGCAACCAUAACUAGUUGCCUGCCCAGGUCCCUCAUUACAGUUUUGUUCAGCUUUGGUGUUUUGCCAGUUUAACUAACUGGGAAUCUUUUUUUUCCCCCAGACUGUAGCUUAUUGUUUGCCUCCUGUCCUCCUCUGACCCUCACGCUGCUUUUGUGUACCCAAACCAGUUCUAAGUGAUUACUGAUGCAUGGUGCCCUCGAUGACUUGCAGAAGUAUUCGGACACCUCUCUCAUCUCUUUAGCUCUUUUCUCUCCUCCCACUGCACUUUGUGCCAAGGCUCCAGUAGGACAACAGAGGAGGACACUGGCUUGUCUUCCUUAUGGGCUGGACUUGAACGGGAUUCUGCAAUAGCCUUAUAUGGACACAUUUCUAUACUGGUUCAGGCUGUGGUCUGAGAAGACAGAGGGCAACAGGAAGGAUUUGCAUAACUCUAACUGAUAAGAUAAUCAAGUCAACAGAACAGGACCAGGCGCAGCACCGUGGACGUGACCUGUUGAGUGAUAUCACACAUACUGGCUCUAGUACACACUUUCAUAUAUGCUGUAGGCAAAAAACUGUGUGUUUUUUUUCCCCUGCAGUGUAUCUGCUCUUGGCCUAAUUCUCAAGGUGGAUUUAAUCUUACAACAGGUGACAUUUGAAGUAUCGCUGGACUAAUUUUACUUGUAUUAGACGAUAGCAGAGAUGACGCUUUAAUCUCUUUCCCACAAGGAUGGACACGUUUGAGCAGGAGUACUCGUUUCCCUGCAUAGUGAAACCAUUCAGUUGUACACUGUGGUAAAGGAAGAUCUAGUUAUGUUUGUUUAUUCACGUAAGACUUAAAUGUUGGAGAUAAAACUGCAGCCACUUGAAACUGACCCCCCCCCCCCUUAUUUUUUCUUUUUCUCUUUAAACAAAUAUCACUUUUGCUUUGCAGGGUAUGUUAAUCUGUUUCGUCACUAAAAAACUUACUGUCAACUGUGAAGGGUUCAUAUUAAAUUUACAAUUACAUUAAUACUAAUAAAGCAAGACCAUGAAUAACGCUUUAGGCUGACGAGGCUCGAGUCCCAGCAGAGGUUGCGGAUGACGCUCCAUUUCGUUUUUCCGUGAGUUCGAAUGUAUUCAGUUGUUGUCCAUACGUUUAAAUGUGUCAGGAUUGAAACCAAAAACUAAUCUAGCCAGCAAAGAUGCUAACCACACAAAAGAAGGCAUCCUCGACCGAUAUUCAACUCCAGGAAGGAAUGAAACAGGAGAUUGCUAAGGACCUGGGGGGUUUGUUUGUUAUGAUUCAGCGCUUCCUCGUUGCGAAAAUAAUAUUACAAAUAGCACUGUCACUUCAAUUCAAACCUAAACUCGUAUAUGGGGACUAGAUUUCUUUUUUUUUUUUUU
Pelmatolapia mariae (spotted tilapia) is the source of this 3018-nucleotide messenger RNA. RefSeq names its product ankyrin repeat domain 40 (gene ankrd40). The record is from RefSeq and is a predicted model, not a curated record. The transcript is spliced from 5 exons. The coding region runs from base 354 to 1595 and encodes 413 amino acids. Lineage: Eukaryota; Metazoa; Chordata; Actinopteri; Cichliformes; Cichlidae. Gene Ontology annotation, molecular function: protein binding.